Folsomia candida is the source of this 2271-nucleotide messenger RNA. RefSeq lists its product as uncharacterized. Bases 1417 to 2025 code for a protein of 202 amino acids. The record is from RefSeq and is a predicted model, not a curated record. NCBI's taxonomy places the organism in Eukaryota, Metazoa, Arthropoda, Collembola, Entomobryomorpha, Isotomidae. The transcript is spliced from 4 exons.
GCUUGUUCAUUGUAAAAUUUGGUCAAGAAAAUUUAAAAUCUUUUCUUUCAAAAUGCAUUUAAAACUUUAAAAUAGUGGUCAUUUCUGCUUAAAAUCUCAACACAAUUGACAUCUUAAUAUCGCCUAUGAACCUCGACAGCGUGUCUUAGCAACGUCACGUCGCGUUCUACUGAUGUCACCCAAGAUUAUUUGACACUUUAUCAAUCUAUAAGGUUACGACAAAUGGCCGAGUUACAAAAUAAAUUUUCAUUUUUAGAAAACUAAAACUUGUUGAAAUUGGUUAAUUGGUUACAGUUGGAAAUGUAAUUUUCAGUCAAAGUGCUUAUGGAACUGUCAUGUCCGUCCGUCUGUCCGUUUGAUCAUUUUACGAUAACUUUCGUUAAACUUGUCCUAGCGACUUUAAAUUUGGUAUAUGUGUAGUAUGUGGCAAAUGAGGAGUUAAAUUUGAAGAUGGGCGAAAUCGAUUAAGUGGUUGACCGGUGGUGGUCAUCUGGGUGGGUGGAGUAUUUCAAAAUCUGAAAAUUGGCAUUGAGAUUGCUAAUGGUGUCUAAUUGAAGAAUAUUAAUUUAAAUUGGGAAAAUUUUCGAUUGGAGGGACCCGAUACCAUACCGAUUGUUGAAAAUUAUCCAAUCGAGCUGAAAUUAGUGCAGAGAUUGCUAAUGCCUGAUGAAAGAAUAUGAAUUAAAACAUUUUUAUGUGGAGGGACCUUUAAGGGGUGACCCAUAUCGAUUUUUAAAAAUUGUAUUAAAAAGAUGAAAUUCGCUCCAGACACUCAUAGAAGACUGAAAUUUGGCAUGACCCCGCGGGGGUAGACCAGAUUGAAAAAUAUGAAGUAAAUAUUAAGAUUUUUUCCACAGAGAUUUAACAAGGUGACCCACAUUGCUUUUUAUAUUGGUAGAAUAAACAUGAAAUUCUGUAUCAUGGGUAAGGGCACAUCAGACUAAAGAAUAUGAAAAUGAAUAUUUUUGUGGGCCCAUGAGACCCGUACUGGUUUUAAAAUUGGUCAAGGAGCUGAAAUUUUGCAUGCUGGAUUAUGGGAACAUUUUUGCCGAUUACGAAUAGUAGUCAGUAGUUGGUGCAGGUCGUCUGACUAAAAUUUAGAAGCUGACACUGACCCUGACUCGGGCUAAAUAAAGGCUGCACGCUGCAGAUUUCAAAUUUAAUUCUCGAAAUAGUAGCCUCGAGAUUUUUUGCUUAAAAAAUCAAGCUAAAAAUUACGAUGAUUUCAUCUUUAAGAAUCAAGUCUCUAUGUCUGCCCUUUCAAAAGUUAUUAAAGGUCAAAGUCGUUGGUACACAGGCCCAGGGGACGUGUACCAACGAUUUAAAAAAUAAUUAUUUUAUUUGUAACUCCACCAUUUGUCGCAACCGUUAAAAGAGCCAAGAGUUACCUAGAUACUUAAUGUCAAGCAAUCGUGGAUGUCACCCAAUUGCAUGAAUUUUAUUAUCGACCGUGUUAUAAAAUUUGUCUCUGACAAAUUUCACAUUUUCAAAUCAUUUACUUGUAUAUCUUGUUUUUGUCACUUUUUGUCCAACCACAUCAUGCCGUACAAGGACACUCCCUCAAAACCAAACCGACAAUACUUAGGCUGGGAAGAUGCUGCCAUCGUGGAAUGGAAAGUCGCAAAGGAAUAUGAAGGUCGAAAACUUUGGGCGGAGCGAUGGGGGCACGGGAAACCGUGGAUGAACAGAUACAACAAAUGGAUCUGCUCCGGGAUGAAUCGUGCCAUGCGAAAACCCAGUUUUCGUAGUUUGGAGUGGCUUGCAUACCAGCGAAGAGCGGAAACAGCGCCUAUCGGAGAAUACAGGACGCGGAAACGGUACGGACUGAAGGACUACUUUUUAGAACCUCUCGACAAUUACCACUGUUGUCCAUGUCCAUACCCGAUCACGACAGCGGGGGAGAUUGGAUGGCUUGGACAACACAAAUGCUGCCAGUUGGAAAUAUAUGGAAAUGAUUUCAUGCAGAAACCUCCAAUUCCUGCACACAUGACAAAGAUAUCCGCCUUUUUGAGUAACAGUCAGUAAAAAUUGGUAUGCAAUUCAAUAAUGCGACAAAAUGUCAUGUUUUCCACUUUGAAUUUUUAUUGAAAUGUCAAAAUAAAGGACAAUUUUAAGAGAGAAAUAAACUAAUACCAAACGCUUUUUUGCAACCAAACAUCAAAGUUAUAGAAGGUUAUACAGAUCUGUACACGAUUGGAAUGUAUUUAAUUAAAAAUCAAUUGAUAAAAAUUUUCAUAGUUUUGCUCUAAAAUUUUGUCAAACCUUAAAGUA